CAGAGAGACUCCUUCAUCUCGCUCUUCAGCCUGUUGCCUCCACACAAGCCGACAUCAUCAUGGGCCCGACGGGGAUUUGCUGCAUCGCUUCUGUACUACUGAUUGCUUCUGCUGCAGGUGAAAGACACGAGUCUCCACCAGCUCUAACCUGCGACGUUGCAAAACAACCCAACGGGUUAAUCAACUACGAACUUUCCCGAAUGCCCAGUUCACCCAGCUGUAGGCCGAACUGGGAAACAGUGAACAAGACUGUGAUCGUCAGUGAGGCGUUUACAUUUGAUCAACAGCUUGUGCAGAAUGUGACCAAACAGUCCGUCUUCCUCAAAGAGUGCCACGGCUACCUGCACUACAGGGAGAACUGUGAAGGGGUCUUUAAGGAAGCCCAUUGCAGAGUGAACUGCAGCCGUCUUUUGGACAGUGGCGUUCAUCCAACCACCUUGAACUCCACCUCAGUGAACUCCACCUCUGGGAACUCCACCUCAGUGAACUCCACAUUGGCCUGCUUCUUUGGGAGUUGGUGUCCAGAACAGUGGCUAACCAUUGUUCUUGCUGUCCUUGCUGUCCUUGUUAUUCUUAUUGCCAGUGUCUUCGUGGUUCCGUACCUCUGCAAACUCUUCAAAUGCAUUAGAAGAAAAUCUGCAGCCACGACAGCUUCAUGCACUCCUGCAAAUGAGCAGAUUAAAGUGGAGCUUGUGACCUUAGUCGUGAAAAGUGUGACAACAGACCCGCCCUCCCCUACCUGGCACAGUUGGCACAGUUGGCACAAAGGAAAAGUGGUUAAAGCGUUGGAGGCGAAUGCUCUCCUUCCUCCUUCCUCCUUCCUCCUUCCUCCACUCGCUCUUAAAGCAUCACCGGACGCGCCGCUCUCCGAGAUGCCUUUCAGAUGCCUUCGUUCCUCUGACCCGAACAUCAGAAACGUAGUGCGGUUGUACGAUGCCAGUGAUGAUACAGGUGACCUUUAUUUUAGAAGCGAUGGGGCCACACCUCCACUCUGCUCCUCCACCUCCCCUCCGCCACCCUCCACCUGUGUGGUGUGUUUCGACCAGUUCGUCCACGCCGUUUGCGCCGACCUGCUGGAGGAUGUGAAGCUGGUGAUGGAGGGAAACGUUAGUCCGAUAGACCUUAUACAGAGCGGUAAGAGCUGA
Messenger RNA from Micropterus dolomieu (smallmouth bass), 1145 nucleotides. RefSeq lists its product as uncharacterized. The record is from RefSeq and is a predicted model, not a curated record. The transcript is spliced from 8 exons. Lineage: Eukaryota; Metazoa; Chordata; Actinopteri; Centrarchiformes; Centrarchidae. Bases 60 to 1145 code for a protein of 361 amino acids.